AUGGGCCUGAGUUAUGAUCCUGAUGCUUCCCUUGUAAACUCUACAUGGGUGGCUGCCCUACUCAGUGAAAGAGAUGUUUCCGGCCAGAUUCCUAUUAAUUUCGUUACCGUACCGGCCGUCUCGCUGACGGCAGCAUGCUUCGGUAAAAACAUCUUCGGUGACAAUGCUGCUCAGAAGUGCAUUUCGAACUUGCUCGCUAUCGGCUACCGUCGUUUCCUGAUUGAUAUAUACUGGUCGGUGGAGCAGCGAAAUUGGACCUUUUGCCCAGUCGCAAAACCGCAGAACGCUCAAGUUGUCACUGUCUCGACGACGCCUUCUCCCACAGCCACGGCCAGUGCAGUCACAGGCGCCGUCACAGCAGUCGCCGAUUCGUCAGACUCGCUACUCUACGAACUCGGUCCCUAUCUUUGCUCCGAUAAUCUUGACCUUUCUGGGCUACUUGAUAUUUUCGCAGAGCAUUUCCGACUCACCAAUUCUCAGUGGAAUGUAUAUACGACAUCCAUAACCCUAAACCUUCAUGUGUCAUCAAGUGCCGCAUCUUUAGAUCAGCCAGCUGCAUCCGUGACCAACGAGCAGCUGCCGUUACCCUCAGAAUACGUGAGCGCUUUGUUUGAUGAGCGUCUUUCGACGUACAUCUACAGGCCAUCCGAGUUAGCCAAGGAGCGCAAAGACCUCAACGAAUCAUGGUAUGCAGUUGACGAUGGAUACCAGCCUAUCACGGAAUACUUUACCCUUCACGAGGAUGCGGAUGGAAAGCAAAGUACGCCGGAUGGCUGGCCCUCUUCAAAAUAUGUGCAACUUGCGCAACAGCGACGACUGUUUGUGGAAUAUGGCUCCGUGGACUCGCAGCUGGGGAGCUAUGACUUGAGCGCAGACAACGACGUCAUAUUUCCUCCUCAUUAUUUGACGACUGCCGUCUCGAUAGCAGCGACUGAUAAUGGUAGCUUGACGUCUGGCUGUCUGUACCAGCCGGGAGCUACCUCAGUGUCGCAAGUCAACUCGUCGUGGGCUCAAUCGAGCAGCAUACCCAUCAUAAACAGCUCAAACGAAACCAAGGCUCUAAGGGAAAUAUGCGAUCUGGUCGUCAACCUCACCGUCUGCGGCUUAUCUCCGGUGCUCAAUAGCACUUUAUUCAACAAGACUGCCGAUUCAGAUGCAAAACCGUACCAAAACAUCUCCACGUCGGCCUCGUGGUCCUGGGCUAUUGGUGAACCGCGAGACCCUUCACCUCCCGGCAUCGACGAGGACUCGCCGCACAUCGAGCGAUGCGCAGUAAUGGAUCUCUCAGUGGGGGGCCAUUGGCGCUCCACUAACUGCAGCGAAGUGCGUCACGCCGCCUGUCGAGUGGGAAACCAUCCCUUCACCUGGUCCCUGUCAUCGCAAGCGUACACGUACUCAGACGCGUAUCACCACGCUUGCCCGGAGAAUACAUCGUUCUCCAUACCCCGGACGGGCCUUGAGAACACCUACCUAUACCAUUCCCUGCUCGAUGGACCCAAGGACACCUUGGACCCUACAGCGACGGACCCCGCAAAGUACGAGGUCUGGCUUGAUUUCAACUCGUUAGACGUUGCUUCCUGCUGGGUAACAGGGGGUCCUGAUACUCCCUGCCCCUACGUGGCCGAUCCACACCAGCUAGAACGGCGCACGGUGCUGGUCGCUGCCAUCGCCGGAAUCGUUAUCUGCAUCAUCACUGCGCUCACGUUGUUUGUUAAAUGUAACGCCAACCGGAGAAAUUCGAGGAGAGGCAAAAGGGUUAUUCAAGGGUGGGAGUACGAAGGUGUGCCUUCGUAG
Messenger RNA from Aspergillus lentulus, 1794 nucleotides. RefSeq names its product Lectin C-type domain protein. The record is from RefSeq and is a predicted model, not a curated record. Lineage: Eukaryota; Fungi; Ascomycota; Eurotiomycetes; Eurotiales; Aspergillaceae.